AGCCUCACAUUUGUGCCUCCGCCGAACUCCGUCAAGGUCAUCUGAGAUCAACAAACCGCAAGAUGUCAGGAGAUGAAGCUGAGGUUCCUGUUACUGUUGAGCCUGUGGCUGUGGCUGCUGCUCCAGCUCUAGGUGAGCCCAUGGACCUCAUGACAGCAUUGCAACUUGUGCUUAGGAAGUCAUUGGCUCAUGGUGGGCUUACACGGGGUCUACAUGAAGCUGCCAAGGUCAUUGAGAAGCAUGCUGCACAGCUGUGCGUUUUGGCUGAGGACUGCGACCAGGCUGAUUAUGUGAAGCUUGUCAAGUCCCUGUGCGCAGAGCAUAAUGUUAACCUAAUGACAAUUCCUAGCGCCAAAACUCUUGGAGAAUGGUCUGGGCUUUGCAAGAUUGAUUCUGAAGGAAAAGCAAGAAAGGUUGUUGGUUGCUCUUGCGUUGUUGUCAAGGAUUUUGGUGAAGAUACAGAAGGCCUUCAUGUUGUUCAGGAGUAUGUGAAGUCCCAUUAAACCUGGAAGAGGUUGGAGGUUGGACAUUGAGGCCCUUUUUACUAGGGGUGGUGUUUAUUAGAUAGUCAUGGACCUUCCUUAGUAUUGCAUCUGUCCCAACUUAUAACAUGUUUUUCUGAUUCUCAAACCAUCAUAUUUUGGAGUGAUAAUUUUGUUAUGGAUUCAUUAGUAUUACCAAUCUUUGUUUCCCUUGGUAUCUUGCUCAUCUUUCAUUUCCAAGCAGAUGAUUUGAGUUGGAUAACUGUUCCUAUCCCCUGACUUUAGCACAUCAAUUGUGGUCCAUGGAUUCAUUGCAAUUUGAUUGAUUAGGCAACAUCCUGGAUGGAAUUGUGGCCCUUUGAGUCUGGCUGAAUCUACACCAGGAAUACUUGUGUAGCACAUUAGCUUUCAACUACCCUUCUUGUAGAUAUCAGUAUGGU
Messenger RNA from Fragaria vesca subsp. vesca, 922 nucleotides. Its product is annotated as 40S ribosomal protein S12-like. Gene Ontology annotation, biological process: translation. The transcript has 5 exons. Bases 63 to 503 code for a protein of 146 amino acids. The record is from RefSeq and is a predicted model, not a curated record. Lineage: Eukaryota; Viridiplantae; Streptophyta; Magnoliopsida; Rosales; Rosaceae. Gene Ontology annotation, molecular function: structural constituent of ribosome. Gene Ontology annotation, cellular component: ribosome; cytosolic small ribosomal subunit.